Molecule: messenger RNA, 3560 nt
Organism: Phanerochaete carnosa HHB-10118-sp
Lineage: Eukaryota; Fungi; Basidiomycota; Agaricomycetes; Polyporales; Phanerochaetaceae
Exons: 13
Coding region: 2557-3369 (270 amino acids)
Source: RefSeq, a predicted model, not a curated record
UCCCUCAUCGUCGCCUUUGCCUGGCCAAUAUCCUUGUUUUAUCGCUAUGCUUCGCUGUUCGAGCUCGAUAGCUUGCUGGUGCCCUUGUACAGACUUCCCCAACCUACUGAAGCAAUCACCGACCCCAUGAUGAUCACCAUAUCGCCAUCCUCGCUUUUCGGCGGAGUACUCAGGAGAUGUAAAUGAGGUCGCUUGGUCGGAUUUGGAGGUAGCCAGUGCGCGGUGUGUGCAACAGUCCCCGUAUUCACGACUAGAUCAUCACGGAAGAUGUAGUGACGAAGAUCGUCGUCUCCAGCGCCGCCGGCAUCGCGAUCUGGCUCAACACGUAUGUCGCCACUCGAACGACUUUUUGUAAGCACGCAACGCUGUCUGCGUCCGGGUCCGUGUGGGUGGCCAGGGCGCCACAUGGUUAUUUCUCCUCUGGCAUACAGGCAGCGAGCCCGAUGCUGCUGACAGCACUGUGGGCUUGGAUUGCAUGCCCAGUCAUAAUCCUCCUAAGUUUUGUGGGGAGACUCAGCCACGCCAUUGUCGACGCGAACGCUAUGUAGGAGCAUUCCCCGCUCCAUUAGCUGGCUAUCACGACAUCUCGUACCGUCAUUGUUGUCGCCCACUUCGCUUUUACUGCAGUCUACUUCUGCAAGCUUGGUCUCCUCAUUUCCGAACCCAACAUCAGCUUAGACGCGUCUUUAUUCCCUACGUCAGCCCGACUACCCGUAGCGGCUCCCGUCACACAAAACGGUGCCGCCAUUUCCAAGCAAACUAUGCUAACGUCUACACUCGCUAGCCUCGCUGCCCCCGCCCUUCGCGCAUUUAGCAGGAGAAGUUCUGCAGAAGCACCAGUGCAAUGCUGACAGUGAUGCUAAGGCUGUGUUCUCUACAUUUAGGGCCGCGACAACACUGGCUAGUCUCCUCGCACAUCAGCCUCUCCUUACAGCCUGAUUCAGUGCUUGUGCCUCUGACCAUGGCUUACAAUACCUGCUACUUCCCCGCAAUUUUGUGUAGUUUACUUAGCAAACGGACGUCGAGCUGCCGAGAAGACGUCCACUCCCUGCGAAGCGUCACCAAGCUCGAAUUGAAUAUCCCGAGUGCCGCAUUGUUCGCGCCUUUCGCAUCUCAACGAGGCCGUUCCUUGCCUAGACUAUGCUCUGGCUCUUUGCUAGCCCAUCGCGUCCCAUCGCCAUCAGGAGAUUUCUAUGCGAACACGGCCCCUGCUUUCAUCCGACGCCGGCACUGGUUGAUACUGUACUAUCUCACAGCCCUUCCAUACGCAUGGAGACUUCCUUCCUCAUACGCUGCACCUGCUUUGAAUUAGGUGCUGUCACCUGUCAAGCAUUCGUCCACGAUAGCUCGAUGAACUAGACCAUCCGCUCAGGCGGAGUCAGCCCAACCCCUGGGUCUCAGCACUUCACGGUGCGCCUACCUGUGGACAUUUGCGGCUUUUUGAAGAAUACGAGGAGAAAUGGGUUGACGGCACGCUAUCGCAGGCAGAACAUGUGUCAAGGUGUGUCGACCCAACGGUCGAUCCUGGUGUCGGUAAGCGUGGAUCAGCACCAUUCAAGCCAUGUUCCUCCCGGCCGUUCUCGAUACGUGCUCGUGCUGGGUUUUACGGCUCUUACUUACCCCUUCCUCGUAAUAUUCUCGUUAUAUUCGUACGCCAUUGACAUGAUGUCGCUGCAGGCCUCGGCUACCUGAUGUACCGUGGCAUAUCCUCCCGCUCCUGGGUAGCCGCAUCUCCCGUCCCGUCGAGGAUCUAAGAUUAUCCCAUGAUGUUCGAAAGAGAAGUGGUCGAUCCGUAUAACUGAAGAUCGCCUAAACGCCGGUUGGCAUCAAUAAACAUGAAGUAUCAUGAACGUGGGGUCCGCAGCCUUAUAAUACCUGUGUCUGGGCGCAUUUAUCGGACUGUCACACACGCCGUCAAAUGCGACACAGCCUGUGGCGCCAGUGCACCGACUCUGCCGGCAUCCAAGGACGAGUACACGGAGGCUGCACCGGACCAGCGGUGGAGGCUGUACCAAGUAUUGGUAUGGUGGCAGAGCAAGGGGUUUACGCGGAUGAGCAAGUGCUGUGGCCCUGAAGACGUUCCAUGCUGCCCCGCCUACGGGUUUUGUGGCGACCUCCGUGGAGGCGAGCACAUCACUGCCUCUCUCCGAACUCCACGCCCGCCAUGCAUUUUUGUGCAACUCGGGAAGCGUGUAAAACGCUACUUACCAGGGUCCAGGGGAGCGUGUUUGCUUCAUCAGCAUCCUGCGUCACAGGUUCGUCACGCCAUCCCAAAUUUUGGUACAAACAGUGCAUUCCUUGUUACCAUGCUUUGAGAAUAAGUCCGCCGUGACACUUGAAGAACGCGCCUCUACUCGGCUCUACCGAACGCUGGGAGCUCGUGCGUAGCUAUGGCUCCUCCGUUGCACGCGCCGCAGGUGCGUGAAAGAACACCCCAGCUUCGAGCCUAUAUAGACUCACCAGCUGCGUACCCUCGCCUUGACACCACACCAUAUACUUUCAGCCGCAAGGACUACCACUAAUCUACUUCUUCCUCAUUGUUACAAAAAUACACGUAUGAUGACUAGGCGCUCCAUCCCCGACACUCUUUACCAAUUUAUUGGGUCGCCGAUGUUAAUCUUCAUCUCGUUCAUCUAUCGCUAUUUGCUGCUCCUUCACAUCGCCUCUAUCUCCUACUUCAAAUGUUUGCCAGAGACACCCAACAAAACGACCCCAGAAGCUCAGCUCAAGCUCGUCCCUUCGUGUGUGGUCAAGCUCUGGACGGUGUCUGAUGUAUUGUGCAAGGGUAUCUUGGCACUGUCGUUCAUUUCUCAUCCACUUCAUAACUCGAAUGUUGCGACGUCAGCGGCGUUGGCUGUUACCUGCGCCUGUUGUCUGAUGUCGAUUUGUCUCACAAGGUUCAUGACAUGGCAUGUUUCUAUCGCUUCGACAUGGCCGAACGCUGUUCAAAAUUGGGCUACUUUAUGCUCCCACCGCUCUGGCUCACGUUUCUCAUCCACCCCCAUGCUUCUCGCAGCUCCGGUGGCGUGGACAGUAUGGGCUUCCAUAUCGGCCACAACACUAUUCUUCAUGGUUAUGUACAACGGCUCUAUCGCUGUUACCCUUGAGCGAUAUGUCGAAUUCGUGCAUAACAUGAAAGCCAUCAUCAGCGGCUCCCGCUCCUCGGGUGCACCCACGUCGCCGCAUACGGAUGAAUAUCAGGCAUCUCUACUCGUCGCGUUGACCGUCGGCUCAGUAGUGGUGGCUGGAAUCAUGCAUACAAGCCUCAUCAUAACGCGUUUCUCUCAGCUUGGACGCCCGUUAUCUGGCGAGGACCGGCAGGAGCAAGAAUGCUACUACACCGCUCCAUCGACCCCUACGUCUCCAUGAAAAUCGUCCUUGUGGUCUAAUGUUCUCAUUAUAUGACUGCGCAUCUCCCUCACGCUCCUUUCGUUCCUAUGUUCACUGCUUUUGGUUGUUCGCACUUUCUUCCAUGCUGACUCAGCUUCACUCGUUCUUAUUUAUCCUUAUUAUUGCACUUAUGCGGUCGACACUCUCUAUCUGCGCACUGUACCACUUCC